Molecule: messenger RNA, 2031 nt
Organism: Penicillium hordei
Lineage: Eukaryota; Fungi; Ascomycota; Eurotiomycetes; Eurotiales; Aspergillaceae
Product: sodium:solute symporter family protein
Exons: 12
Coding region: 1-2031 (676 amino acids)
Biological process (GO): urea transmembrane transport
Cellular component (GO): plasma membrane
Molecular function (GO): urea transmembrane transporter activity
Source: RefSeq, a predicted model, not a curated record
AUGUCGAACUUACAUACUCGCGAUGGCAUUUCGACUGUCCAGCCACCUUUAUCACAGGCGGUUGGCUAUGUCGUUGUCGUUGUCAUCGGUGUGAUUAUUGCUCUGGUGAUGAUGCUCAUCACGAAAGUCUUGAAGAAAACUACCGGAGAGGACAACGAAAAGACUGAAAUGUUCAUGACAGCAAACCGUACUGUCCGCACCGGCCUAACUGCAUCCGCCGUCAUAUCAUCUUGGCUUUGGUCAACCGCUUUACUCGGCUCAUCUUUUGUCGGCUAUGACUACGGCAUAGCUGGUCCGUUCUGGUUUGCAGCUGGCUGCAGUCCGAUGAUUGUCUUCUUUGCGCUUUUGGGAAUAUCCUGCAAGCGAAAGAUCCCAGAAGCGCACACUUCGCUAGAGGUUGUUCGGGUUCGAUACGGACAUGUGGCACAUGCUGUGUUCAUGGUCCUCUGUUUAGUGAACAAUAUCUUCGCGUGUGCCAAUAUGCUUCUCGGUGCCGCUGCAGUAAUCACUGCUGUUACUGGAAUGCAUAUUAUUGCAGCAACAUUCUUGUUGCCGGUCGGAGUCACCCUCUACACUUUUGUUGGUGGUAUCAAAGCAACAUUCCUCACUGAUUAUUUCCACACGGCUAUAAUCAUGAUUAUUGCCUGCUAUUUCACCGUCAAAGCCUUCUCAACUGACCAGAUUGGCUCCGUGGGUGAUCUUUUCGAGCUCGUCCAAGCAGCAGCGCAACGACACCCAGUCUCUGGCAACCAAGAUGGAACAUAUCUGACCAUGACAUCCAAGAGUGCAAUCCUUUUCGGAAUUCUUCACACCCUUGGAAACUUCGGUUUAGUUAUUAUGGACACAAGCUACUUCAUCAAGGCCUUCUCCGCCUCCCCAGCUGCAGUAGUACCUGGGUAUACAAUCGGAGGAAUCGCCUACUUCGCCAUCCCAUGGGGUCUGGGAACCGUGAUGAGCUCCGUUGCCCUUGGACUCGAGAACAGUCCAACCUUCCCCACAUUCCCAAGAAGAAUGACAACGACGGAAGUCGGAAAUGGCCUCGUCCUCCCAUACGCGGCAAUCACCAUCGCCGGUAAAGGCGGCGCAGCAGCAGUCCUUCUGGUAACCUUCAUGGCAUGCACAUCAACUCUCUCCGCGCAGGUGAUCGCCGUUAGCUCGAUUCUCAGCUUCGAUGUAUACCGCGAGUACUUCAAUAAGAAGGCUACGGAUUACGAUCUGAUCCGCGCGAGUCACUUCGGUGUGAUUUUCUUCGCUGUUUUCUCGGCUGCUUUUAGCACUAUGCUUCACUACGUGGGUAUUAAUCUAGGUUGGACACUGUAUAUGCUGGCAAAGCCGCCGCAAUUCUCUCCGGUCCUCGGCCUUGCAACAGGUAUGGCCGUCUGGCUCGGGACUGCAUCGCACUUCGGUGGUGAAGUUUCCGUCGCAUCGACGGGACAAGUCCUCCCCUGUGUCUAUGGAACGGUCGCUUCUUGCAUGUCGCCUAUUGUAUACUCGGUUCUCAUUACGCUUGUGCGACCGCAGAAUUAUGACUGGAAUGAUUUCAAGAAGGUCAAGCUGUCUCUUGAGAAAUUGGACAGUGAUUUGACGACUGCGCAUCAUGACCAGCUUUCUUCUCGUGGAGAUGAUGGCAGUGGUGAGGACGGAGGCAGGAGUGCCGAAAAUCAGAAAGAGCUGAAGCGGUGGGGUCGUAUUGCGGCGUUUUGGGCUGUGGCAACCUUUUUGGGUCAUUGGGUUAUUUGGCCGUUGCCUAUGUAUGGAUCUGGUUAUGUCUUUGGGAAGAAGUUCUAUAUUGCCUGGGUUGUCGUCGCUAUCAUCUGGCUCUGGCUCAGUAUGCUAGUUGCUAUCUUCUAUCCGAUCUUUGACGGUGGUAUUCAGCAGAUUCGUGAUGUUUAUCGGGGGCUGAGAGGUCAAAACGUUGUCGAAGGUGCUCGGAGUAAAGAUGGCAAAGGAGAAAGAGAAAGUAACCCUCCGUCUGUUGGGUCUAUCAGUGAUGUUACUCAAACAGGGGAUUCUCAAGAGAAAAAGUCUUGA